GCUGUGAUGGCAACUGGGCUGCGGUAUCCGGGGAAGGUGGUCAUAGUAACGGGGGGCACCCGGGGCAUCGGUGAAGCGAUCGUCACAGAAUUUGUCCACCAAGGAGCCAAAGUGGUUUUCUGUGCCCCAGAAUGUGAAGAAGAACAGGGGAAGGCGAUUGUGCAGAAACUGGAGUACUGUGGGGCCCCUGGGGAAGCUUACUUUCAGAUCUGUGAUGUUCGCUGUGAAAGAGCUAUUCAGAAUCUGGUUGCUGUGACCAUUGAACUUUAUGGAUGCCUUGACUGCCUGGUGAAUAAUGUUGGAGUCCUACCGGGAGAGGUCUCCUGUCUGGCUGUCACAGUAGUCAGCGCCGUGACCGGCGGGAAAAGCUCCUGUCUGGCUGCCACGUGUCGAGAAGGUGCCUCGAUCACCGUGUCCACCGAGAUCACCGGGGACGCGGGCUGUUCCGAAGGCUGCUCCGGUUUUGGAGCCUUGGAAGCUACCGACGCUGAGGCCUUCGAAGCUGUCGACAUAGCUGCUCUCGGCCUCUUCUGCGCGGCCUUCCUCGGCUGUCGGGGUUCGGCCUCUGUCGAGGGACCGACAGAUGUUGUUGUCGGAGCUCUCGACGUCGAGGUUGCUGUAGAAGGCCUAGACACCGUGGCCGACGUCGACGCCGAUGCCGAUGAUGCAGGUACCGGGGCCAACGCCUGUUGGUACAGCAGGUACCGAAGUCGAUGCGCCCGGUUCUUACGGGACUGCGCCGUCAGUGCCUGA
Anolis sagrei ordinatus is the source of this 753-nucleotide messenger RNA. Lineage: Eukaryota; Metazoa; Chordata; Lepidosauria; Squamata; Anolidae. The record is from RefSeq and is a predicted model, not a curated record.